AUGCCGACAUCAGCGUCAGCAGUGGAACCAGCCCUCGGCGGUGGACCGACUAGGAACCUCGGCGUCACUCCACCCAUCGCUACCAACGGACCUACUUCGAGAGAGAUAGAGGUAACUAAGACGCUGGUUGCCGAGCUCGAAAAGCAGGGAGUUUUUGAAAGCGAUGAAGAGAGCAAGAUUCGCGAGGUAAUUUUGGGCAAGCUAGAUGCUAUGGUCAAGGACUUUGUCUACCGCGUUUCAAUAUCCCACGGCAUGUCAGAAACGCUUGCCCGCUCAGCGGGCGGCAAGAUCUUCACUUUCGGCUCCUAUCGUCUCGGUGUGCACGGACCAGGAUCCGAUAUCGAUACGCUCUGCGUCGUUCCCAAGCAUGUUCAACGCGAAGAUUUUUUCUCGGUCUUUGAAAGCAUGCUAAAGGAGCGCGAGGAAGUCACUGAGGUAGCAGGUGUCCCCACAGCACACGUGCCCCUAAUUGCGGCAAAGUUCAUGGGCGUCGAUAUCGACUUCACCUUUGCUCGUCUAGCAUUACCCAGGGUCGAAGACAAUCUUUCACUCGAAGAUGACAACCUGCUGCGCAACCUAGACGAACGCGAUGUACGAAGUUUGGGUGGCUCGCGAGUGACGGAUGGUAUUCUGCGACUGGUACCCAACAUUCACGUCUUCCGUAUGGCGCUUCGAUGCAUCAAGCUCUGGGCACAGCGCCGUGCCAUCUACUCGAACGUCAUGGGGUUUCUAGGCGGUGUUGCAUGGGCCAUGUUGACCGCUCGAAUCUGCCAGCUCUAUCCCAACGAAGCGGCGGGUGCCAUUGUCUCGCGCUUCUUCAUCAUUCUCUACCAGUGGAAGUGGCCUCAGCCUGUGCUGCUGACGCAGAUCGAAGAUGGGCCUCUGUCGGUGCGCGUGUGGAAUCCCAAGCUCUACCCGUCGGAUCGACUUCACCGCAUGCCAAUCAUCACUCCAGCUUAUCCAGGCAUGUGUGCAACCCACAACGUAUCUCAGUCGACGCAGAUGGUCAUGACCUCUGAGUUCAAGCGUGCAGCUGAGGUAGUCGAUCGCGUCAUUAUCGGCAAGACCAACUGGGACGAGUUGUUUGCCAAGCACGACUUUUUCUUCAAGUAUAAAUACUAUCUCCAGGUCAUCGCCUCUUCAGGAUCUGCAGAUCUGCAGCUCAAGUGGCACGGUACCGUCGAGUCCAAGAUUCGUCAGCUCGUAAUGAAGCUCGAGCUGGUGCCGACCAUCACAUGCGCACAUCCCUUUAUCAAGGGAUUUGAUCAGGUGUCAGAAUGCUGGAACGACCAUGAAGUUCGGCUCGUUGCUACGGGCGAUAUUCCGGAAGAAGUGGCACAACGAACGCAAAAGGUCGCAGCUCUGCCCGAAACGGACGAAGCCAAGCAGGCUGCGGCGGAAGAAGCCGCCAGAGUGACUGAAGGGAAGGAGGGUCACCGAAUGAUUUACACUACCACUUUUUACAUUGGUCUCAGCAUUGAACCCAAGUUGGCCGGCGAAGGUCCCCGCAAGCUCGACAUCAGCUAUCCCACCGCUGAGUUUACAGGGAAGGUCAAGCAGUGGGAGCAGUACGAUGAGGCUUCGAUGGGCAUUGUCGUGCGUCACAUUAAGUGGACGCAGCUUCCGGGAUACGUGUUUGAAGGCGGCGAGAACCGUGUCUCUGCCGCAGCGGUGAGCAAGGUCAACGGCAAGCGGGCCAAAUCCGGCAACAAGAAGAAGAACGGCAGCGAUGCUACUACUAGCGUUGGUGCUCAGGCAGCUACAGGGCAGACGAAUGGCACAUAUGCCGAUAGCGACACCCUGACGGCUGUAGACAAUGGUGAUGCCGAAAUGGCUUCGCCGACCAAAAAGCAACGCAUCGUUCCCGACACCCUAGGUGCUACAGCGUCAACGCCUACACUCCCACUGCAAGCAGAAACCGCCUCGAAAGAGCUCGAAAACUUCCAGCUCGCUACCGGCAAUCAUCCCAUCGCCGCUUCUACAAAUACUGCAGCCAACCGCUGA
Molecule: messenger RNA, 2004 nt
Organism: Mycosarcoma maydis (corn smut)
Lineage: Eukaryota; Fungi; Basidiomycota; Ustilaginomycetes; Ustilaginales
Product: putative poly(A) polymerase
Exons: 2
Coding region: 1-2004 (667 amino acids)
Cellular component (GO): nucleus
Molecular function (GO): RNA binding; poly(A) RNA polymerase activity
Source: RefSeq, a predicted model, not a curated record